This is a messenger RNA of Vombatus ursinus (common wombat), 3880 nucleotides long. It is a transcript of the gene MLXIPL, whose product is annotated as MLX interacting protein like. The record is from RefSeq and is a predicted model, not a curated record. The transcript is spliced from 17 exons. The coding region runs from base 1 to 2520 and encodes 839 amino acids. Gene Ontology annotation, molecular function: DNA-binding transcription factor activity, RNA polymerase II-specific; RNA polymerase II cis-regulatory region sequence-specific DNA binding; protein dimerization activity. Gene Ontology annotation, cellular component: nucleus. Gene Ontology annotation, biological process: regulation of transcription by RNA polymerase II. NCBI's taxonomy places the organism in Eukaryota, Metazoa, Chordata, Mammalia, Diprotodontia, Vombatidae.
AUGGCCGGGGCGCUAGCGGGGCUGGCCGGGGGUUUCCCCGGGCCGCGCGCGGAGCCGGCGCCGGCCUCGGACUCGGACUCGGACACCGACUCAGAGGGGCCGGGCCCUCGGCGGGGGGCCGCCUCGCUGCUCCGCUCGCCGCAGGUCAUCCACAGCGGCCACUUCAUGGUGUCGUCGCCACACAGCGACGCGGUGCCCCGGCGUGGCACCCAGGAGGGGCCCGUGGGGCCCGGGGACUUCGGGCCGCGCAGCAUUGACCCCACGCUCACCCGCCUCUUCGAGUGCAUGAGCCUGGCCUACAGUGGGAAACUGGUGUCUCCCAAGUGGAAGAACUUCAAAGGCCUGAAGCUACUCUGCAGAGACAAGAUUCGCCUCAACAACGCAAUCUGGAGGGCCUGGUACAUCCAGUAUGUCCAGCGAAGGAAGAGUCCCGUAUGUGGUUUCGUGACCCCCCUGCAGGGGUCUGAGGCUGAUGAGCACCGGAAACCAGAGGCCGUGGUGCUGGAGGGAAAUUAUUGGAAGCGGAGGAUUGAGGUUGUCAUGCGAGAGUACCACAAGUGGCGGAUUUACUACAAGAAGCGGCUCCGAAAAUCCAGCAGGGAAGGGGACCUCUUGGCCCCUAAGCAGGCGGAGGGGGGGUGGAGGCCACGAGAACGAUGGUGCGAGCAGCUCUUCUCCAGUGUGGUACCGGUGCUGCUGGGGGGGCCCGAAGAAGAGCCGGGGGGCCGGCAGCACCUCGACCUCGACUGCUUCCUGUCCGACAUCUCCGACACUCUCUUCACCAUGACCCAGCCCGGUCCUGCCCCACUCCAGCUGCCUCCUGAGGAUGCCUACAUUGGCAAUGCUGACAUGAUCCAACCAGACCUGACCCCCCUGCAGCCCAGCCUGGACGACUUCAUGGACAUUUCAGAUUUCUUCACCAACCACCGGCCCCCGUCAACACCUGUGAGCUUCCCAGAGCCCCCCAGCUUUAGCCCCAUGGCUGACCCUCUGUUUAGUGGCGGGUUCCUGACACCAGAAUCCCCUGCCACCCCGCCAGGAGUGCCCCUCCUCCUGGGCAGCCGCUUACAGGCCCGGAGCAGCUGCUCUGGACCCCCGGACUCACCUGCUUUCCUGAGCCCUGACUUCCUCCUGCCAGAAGACCCCAAGGCCAAAUCCCCCCAGUCCCUCCUCCAUUUCCCUACUCCCACCAAGGUGCCGGGCCUGGAGCCCUGUCCCUCUACUCCCUUCUCCCCUCUGGCCCCUUCCCCUCUCCUGAUGCAAGAGGACUCCCUAUACCCACCCAGGUUUCCUUUCCCUAACACAGCACCCCCUUCAGCAGUCUCCCCACUCCCCACCCCCACAAACUUCCCACCCACCCACCCCAAUACUGGCCCCUCCCCAUCCCCUUUCCCCCUGGAGCUCCUUCCUUCAGGAUACCCAGAGCCCUGCUGUGGGCCCCAAUUUGCCAUGCCCCGCCCACGGCUCAAAAGCAAGCCUCCAACACCGGUCCCUCGUGUUCGAAGGCCCAGCCCCCCAGCCUUGGCUGGGGGGUCCAACCCCUGUCUUACACAGCUGCUCACUGCUGCCAAACCAGAACAAAUACUAGAAGCACCGCUCCCCUCGAGCACUGCUCUCAGGCCUUCUGGAUCCCCGAAGCCAGGACCUCCUGAUUUCCCCUGUGUCUUCUACUCCCCACCUGUGGCUCAGUCCCAGCCUCAACCCACCCUGACCCCUGUAACACUGGCUCCUCCUGGACCCUUACUGGUACCCAAAGCAGAGCGGCUUUCACCUCCAGCACCUGGGAAUGAGCGGCGUCUGUCUGGGGAGCUGCCCCCCAUGCCUGGCCCAGUGGGGCUGGGCACGCGGAUCUCUCCCCCACAGCCCACUUUGGGCAGAGGACGCCUGGACAACAACAAGACAGAGAACCGACGCAUCACUCAUAUCUCGGCGGAGCAGAAGCGACGUUUCAACAUCAAACUGGGAUUUGACACUCUGCAUGGGCUGGUGAGCACACUCAGUGCCCAGCCCAGUCUUAAGGUGAGCAAGGCCACAACUCUGCAGAAGACAGCAGAAUACAUUGUGAUGCUGCAGCAGGAGCGGGCGGCCAUGCAGGAAGAGGCCCAGCACCUGCGGGACCAGAUCGAGGAGCUCAACACCGCCAUCAACCUCUGCCAACAGCAGCUGCCUGCCACGGGCGUGCCCAUCACUCACCAGCGCUUCGACCAGAUGAGGGAUAUGUUUGAUGACUAUGUCCGGGCUCGUACCCUGCACAACUGGAAAUUCUGGGUUUUCAGCAUCCUUAUCCGGCCUUUAUUUGAGUCCUUCAACGGGAUGGUGUCCACAGCAAGUCUACACAGCUUACGCCAGACUUCACUGGCCUGGCUGGACCAGUACUGUUCUCUGCCUGCCCUGCGCCCUACGGUCCUGAGCUCCCUCCGCCAGCUGAGCACCUCUACCUGCAUCCUGACCGACCCCGCCAGUGUCCCUGAGCAGGCUGCUCGAGCCGUCACAAAGGGCAACCUCAGUAACCCCUCCUAGGGGCCUGGCGACUAGCCUGGCAUGACCUCCACUGUACACCUCCACCCUCAACAACUUGGGAUUUCCCCCCACCCCACCCGGUGCUUCUCAUCUGGGUGUGGGAUCUAGAAUCCUUCUGUCAGAGCGUGGGGCAGGUAUACCCAGGAUCAUACCAUAAUAGCUGCUCCAGCCUUGACAGGGGAAGUAGACGCCAGGAAGAAAGAGGGCUUUAGGGGACAGGAAGCACAGAGAUAAUCAGACCCCUUGUCUGGCCUCAUGCCCUGUUCCCCUACCCACUAUGGUAGGUAUUGUAUCCAUGAUACAAUGGCCACCAGCCAUGCAAAAAUUACAAGUGGGCGUCCUGCCAAGAUGUCACUGGUAUAUCUCACUGUUCUCCCCUCAAUCUUCCCCUUUUUCCCACCCCUCACCACCCCCAUACCUCAUUUCAGCCCCUAAAUAAGAAUCAUCCCAGGGAAAGAGGUGAAGGUUUAUUUGUAUUGGUGGGGAGGGAGGUGGGGAAUCCGGUAUCAUGAGCCUUUAGCUGCCACCAAGCAGCUGGGCGGACCUUGCCUCCCUAGGCUAGAAAGCUGGAGGGAGCCCUGGCCACCACAAACUACCAUCUUCUGUCCCAGUCUCUACUCCAAGUAGGGCCAAUGGAAAGGUGAAUGAUGGGAAGGCAAAGGUUACUCCCUCAUUUUACCUCUGAAGCACAGUUCUAUGCCAGGGGAAAAACAGGACUUCAAGUCAGACACCCUGGGUUCCAUCACAGUUCUGCUAUGAACUUGCCUUCUGAGCCUCAGUUUCUUCUGCUGUAAGAUGAGGGUGCUGGAUUAGAUGAUGUCCUAGAUGCGGUUAUCUAGGCUGGGAGCUGAGGGAGUUUGGGAGAAGCAGGGAACAGAAAGAAGAGCAUGGACUUGGGGAGGGCCCCCAGGACUCCAAAAGGAGGAGUGAGGACUAGGUAUAGAGGGCCAUCUAAAACUCACACACGCUCUUCCCUUCCCUCCCCUCCUACUCCAGUCAGGCCUCCAGUCCCAGGAUGGACAAGGACUUCCUUCUUUCCUUGUGCCCUCCCCCCUGGUUCUCUAAAUCUAAAGUGAGACCAUCUCUGCACGUCCAGGAGAGAGAUCCCCCAGCGAAGGUCACAGGGGCCUCCCCUGCUGCCUAAGCUGGCAGUCAUCGUCAAUGGACUCACUGCUCCCUGCGGCCAAGGGCCAGAAGCCUAAUACCAGGGGGAUUGGGCUGAGGAGACAAAGCCGGGAGAGCACGGCCCAGACGAGGCUCCUGGUCACCAGAAGAGCAGCGGGCAUAACAGGCAUCUUUCUGGUGUGUGUGGAUUUUCUGAAGAAUUCUUGUCAAAUAAAAAGAGAGAGAAUCUGCCAAC